Verticillium nonalfalfae is the source of this 792-nucleotide messenger RNA. RefSeq lists its product as uncharacterized. The coding region runs from base 1 to 792 and encodes 263 amino acids. Lineage: Eukaryota; Fungi; Ascomycota; Sordariomycetes; Glomerellales; Plectosphaerellaceae. The record is from RefSeq and is a predicted model, not a curated record. The transcript has 2 exons.
AUGCUCUUGACAUUUCCUGGCGUGGCCCUGGUCACUGGAGCAGGAGGAACAGGAAUUGGCGCAGCUGUGGCCAAAAGGUUCGCGCAGUCUGGCUGCACCAGGCUCGCCCUCACAGACAUCAACGCCGAGUCACUCGCCAAGACACGCAGUGCGUUACGGGACUUUCGACCGGAAGCGCAGAUAUGUAGCAUGGCGGGCGACAUCUCGAAUGAUUCCUUUGUGUCGUCUUUCGCCAAGCACGUUUCAAAGACGUUCGGGCGUGUCGAUUAUGCCGUCUUUAGUGCGGGUGUGCUGGGAGCCUCGUUGCGAUCUCACGAAACACCCGUAGCAGAUUUUGACCGCAUUACAAACAUCAACUAUAGAGGGACAUGGCUGUCGUCGCGUGCCGUUCUCUCCAUCAUGCUAGAGCAAGAGGCGCUCGCAGAACAUCCGAGGCAGAGGGGCGCCAUUGUGAACAUUGCGAGUCAACUGGGCAUUGUGGCUCGGCCCGCUGCUGCUGCGUAUUGCGCGUCAAAGGCUGCAGUCAUCAACAUGACGAGAUCCGAUGCCAUUGACUACUCCAAGGACGGCAUCAGGAUCAAUUGCGUAUGCCCAGGGGUGAUUGAAACGCCUAUGACAAUCGGCUCGAAAGAGGUCGCUCAAAGGCUUAAGCCUGCCAUCGAUAUCGCCCCUAUGCAGCGCAUGGGAACCCCAGAGGAAGUAGCCGACGCCGUGUUGUUCCUCUGCUCGACGCGGGCAUCGUUUGUACAAGGGCAUGCGCUCGUGGUUGACGGUGGCUAUACUAUCAAUUAA